Messenger RNA from Saccostrea echinata, 1946 nucleotides. Its product is annotated as carboxylesterase 1C-like. Bases 79 to 1815 code for a protein of 578 amino acids. NCBI's taxonomy places the organism in Eukaryota, Metazoa, Mollusca, Bivalvia, Ostreida, Ostreidae. The record is from RefSeq and is a predicted model, not a curated record. The transcript is spliced from 3 exons.
UAUUUGUUAUCGCUGAUAAAAAAGACAAACAACAUUGUGUACACUAAGCUAUCCUAAAGAUAAAGCUCUCCUGACACAAUGUCAUUUAAUUACUUAGUCCUAUUCCUUACGACAGUUUCCCUGGUCUCUGGAUACCAAAACUAUACAAUUAUUACAAGACUUGGAAAUGUUAAUGGCUUAGUUAUUCCUACAACAGAGGGUGAUAUCUUCAGAUUCACAGCCAUUCCUUUUGGCAAAGCACCAGUUGGUAGCCAACGUUUUCUCAAACCUCAAGCAUAUGGUUCCUGGAACAGAACAUUUGACGCUACUAAACUUGGUCCUGCUUGCAUGCAGUCAUAUACCGGCGCUAUUAUAUAUGAUAAUAAUUUAUCGGAAGACUGUCUCCAUUUGAAUAUAUAUGUUCCGUAUAAUAUAUCUAAAGAUGUGAGAAGAAGUGUUAUGGUUUAUAUUCAUGGCGGGGGAUACAUGACUGGAUCAGGUAUUUCAUACGAUGGCUCUAGGAUAGCCUCCCAUGGAAAUGUAAUUGUUGUGACAAUAAAUUACCGAUUGGGUAUGUUUGGAUUUCCAUCUUUGCAGAACUCUGAAGUUGUUGAAAACGUCGGAUUGUGGGAUCAGAUAUUAGCUUUGAAAUGGAUCAAAGACAACAUAGAUGAUUACGGUGGAGACGCGUCUAAUAUUACAAUAUUUGGGGAAUCAGCUGGAGGAUUUGCUGUCAAUUUUCUGAUGCUUAUACCUCGUAACAAGGGUCUUUUCCAUCGUGCAAUCAUUCAAAGUGGCACAGCCAACGCAUUGGUUGCUUUAAAAAAAUCAUCCGUUGUUGGACGCCUGAUAGGAAAGAACUCUGGUUGUAACGAUCAAGACCAAUCGAUGUUCUUACGAUGUUUGCGAUAUCUGGACGCAGGUUUCAUUGUCAACAAAACUGAUGAAUAUUCUGCAAAUCUUGGCAUUGACAUUUUGUCUGAAAUUGUAUUUACCCCAGUACUAGAUGGUGACUUACUACAAAGAACACCUAUGGAAUUAAUUAAAGAUAAGUCUUCGAAAGAAUAUCAGUUCUUUGAAUCAAUUGACUUAAUAGUAGGUAACUGUGAUAUGGAAGGGGCAUAUGUCGUUCCCUUAGGUAAAGCAUUCGAAACAAAAUUUAGUUUCAAUAUAUCAGACGGAAUUCCAAAGCAAUUUCUUUGUGAUGGGCUAAUACCAAGAAUUGUUCAAAAUUACUAUGAAAAUAGUUCAUCCAUUUCUGAUCUUCUAUGUCAAGAAUAUACAAGUGAAGACAAAACUGCUCAAAGUUUAUAUGUUGUUCAUUUUUUGACGGAUUUUGUGUUUAUUGCACCAGCUGUGGACCUUUUACAGUCCCAUGCCUCAAGCAAAUCCUCCUCCACAUAUCAAUUUAUAUUUUCGGAGGACCUGCGGUUGUUUUAUCCAAAUCUGCCGUCAUGGUUUCAUGGGGCGGGGCAUGCAACGGAGCUGAUAUUUCUCUUUGAUGCCAGAAAUAUGACAGUUACCAAUUUUACUCUAUCUGCGAAGCAGACAUCCUUCUCAAAACAACUCAUUGAGUACUGGACAAAUUUUGCAAAAACGGGAAAUCCAAACGGUCCCAACAAAGCAGACUGGCUGCCUUAUCGAAGUGGUACAGAAUCAUACAAACAACUGAGCAUAAGGAAUAUGACGAAUGGAAACCAUUACAGAAAGGACUAUGUCAAACUGUGGAACACGAUCGACGCUUAUAAAUUCCCAACGUCAGCGGGAGCAAAUAUGCAAUCUAGAAUUGGAUUUAGUUUGGUUGUGUUUCUUUAUGCUUUUAAAUUGUUUACGUAAACUUCCUUAGCCUGUUUAUUGUAACACUGACAGUAGUAUAAUUCAAAACAUACAACUGCCAAAGAUACAAAACUGUUUUUCCUAUUUUUUGUAAACCGUUUUCUGCAUAAUAUAUUUUAUAUAAAAUGACA